Molecule: messenger RNA, 2690 nt
Organism: Malania oleifera
Lineage: Eukaryota; Viridiplantae; Streptophyta; Magnoliopsida; Santalales; Ximeniaceae
Product: pentatricopeptide repeat-containing protein At1g80150, mitochondrial
Exons: 5
Coding region: 462-1592 (376 amino acids)
Molecular function (GO): protein binding
Source: RefSeq, a predicted model, not a curated record
AACUGCGGCUGCAAGCCAAAACCUACUGCCGUGGCACAUCAGCCUCCGUUACAGCUCCCGCCUCGCCUCCUUGGGUCCUAUACUCCUAUGACUCUGAAGUCUGAACCCCCAAUUUCCAGGAAGGAUUCACGGACACCAAAUCACAUUGAGCCCCUCGCUGGGAUCGCUCUUUCACUUCAGUAAAAUCCAUUUCGUUCACUCUCCUCUCUUCAAAAGGGAGGCUUCAAAAAGGGGAACCUAUUCGCGUCCAUAUGCUUUAUCAGAAAACCGUCAUUCCUUCAUUCAUUCAUUCAUUUUGUGUUUGGUGUCGCUGCGAUACGGAUGUCAUUGAUUGUUUUUCAUGUUUAUGGUUCUGAUUUGUUCUGUUCGUUACAUGGGUCGUUGAGAUUUUUUUCACUCUAGUAGUUGAAAUCUUGAUUUUAAGAGAAGGGUAUGCUAGAAUUUGAGAGAACUAUCAGAACAUGCUUUCUCUGCGUCCAACUCGCAGAUUUUGCGCCGCCGCUGAAAUUGCUGUCGCCUCAUUUGCUUCUUCUGAUAAUACUAAUCCUACCUCUUGUACAAGUAGUACUAGUGCUGCUCCUAAUGGUGUACCAGGCCGAGUUACAAAAUCUAAGCCUUUAGAGGAACCUGCUCUUAUUAAGCUCAAGGCUGAAAGGGACCCUGAGAAGCUAUUUAAUCUGUUCAAGGCUAAUGCCCACAAUCGGCUUGUCAUUGAGAACCGCUUUGCAUUUGAGGAUACAGUCUCUCGGCUGGCAGGGGCUCAUCGGUUUGAUUACAUUGAGCACUUACUUGAGCACCAGAAGUCUCUUCCCCAGGGUCGGCGUGAAGGUUUUAUUGUUCGUAUUAUCAUGUUAUAUGGGAAGUCUGGGAUGACUAAGCAUGCCCUUGAUACUUUUUAUGAUAUGCAUUUAUUUGGGUGCCGUCGGACUGUUAAGUCAUUUAAUGCUGCACUAACAGUUUUAGCACAAGCCCGUGAUCUGGGAGCGAUAGAAGCAUUUCUUAGAGAGGUUCCAUGGAAGUAUGGGGUUGAAUUGGAUAUAUUUUCUGUUAAUAUUGUAAUCAAGGCUUUUUGCGGAAUGGGUAUAUUGGAUAAGGCUUAUUUGGUCAUGGUAGAGAUGGAGACACUGGGAGUAGAACCUGAUGUAAUUACGUAUACAACACUCAUAUCAGCAUUUUAUAAGAAAAACCGUUGCGAGAUUGGAAAUGGAUUGUGGAAUCUUAUGUUGCUGAAGGGUUGUUUACCGAAUCUUGCAACCUUUAAUGUUAGGAUUCAGUUCUUGGUUACUAAUGGACGAGCGUGGCAAGCUAAUAGUUUGAUGGGCAUAAUGCACCAUCUUGGAAUAAGACCGGAUGAGGUUACAUAUAAUUUGGUGAUUAAAGGCUUUUGCCUGGCUGGUUAUCUUGAAAUGGCCCAAAGGGUUUACUCUGCUUUCUGUGGAAGGGGUUAUAAGCCCAAUCUUAAAAUUUACCAGACUAUGAUUCAUUAUUUCUGUAAGGGAGGAGAGUUUGGUUUUGCAUACACAAUGUGUAAAGAUAGUAUGAAAAGGAAUUGGUUUCCAAAUGUAGGAUCAAUCUUGUUAAAAACUAACUGAAGACUUCUCUUAAGGAAAGGAAGGAGGGCCGGCAUGGGGGAAAGGCUAAGGCAAUCAUGAUGUUGGCUCGAAAAAGAGUACCCCCUUUUUAUGAUGAUCAACUGGAUGCUUUGCAAUCCAUGUUGUCCAGGAGAUGAACAGACGUGGACUCACAAAAGGGGAUGAGUUUAUUAAUGUAACAGCACUACUUAACAAGAGCCUGUUUCCUUCUUUAUUUAUUUGCAGAUUUGAGGAACCAAUUGUCUAUGGUUGGGAAACAUCAGGCUUUGGCGGUGAAAGACGAGAUGGUCAAUGCAAUGAAAAUGAUUCCAUAUUUACAAAGAAGCAAUCAAGUACGGAAUUGGUGGCUCUCUCUAUCGAACUUUACUUCAAUCUUGGGAGAUGGUUUGGCCUUAGUCCGUCCAAAAUUAUUUAAAACAAGAUGGAUGUGAAAUGGAUGGUGGUCCUCAUGCUUGUGUUAUGUUUCAAAGCUUAAAUGGACAAGUGAGCAGGUUUGAUUGGCGCUUGGAAUAUUGGGUGAAGGAAUUGGUGAAGAGCAUGCAAACCUUUUCCACUGUAAUUGGUUCGCCAUGAUCCUGUCACUGUAAGAUUGAAGAAAUUAUCAUUCACCCCUGUUCAGUGCUGCCCUGCAUGUGGAUUGGCCUUGAGGCUUAUGCAGCGUACUGGCAUUUCUUUGGAUUGCUGCUGCUGCUAUUUAUGUUAACUUUGGAGAAGCUGAACAAGAGGGAGGAAAGCAAUUUUAUUUCAGCCAAGUCAUUGUCCUUGGGCGGAAGAGGCAUAACGGGCAUAUCGGCAUUGCAUCCAACGGCAAUGGGAAAAAUUAUGAGAUCCUCUUUGAAUUUAGAAUGAAAAAUUGUUGUACUAUGAGUACAAAGAAAUAUGCAAGCUAACGACUUGCAAAUUAAAAAAUUAAAUUUUAUUUUUAUUUAAAUAAGCAUGGUUGUUUUUUUUUUUUUUUUUCAUUGAUUUUAUUUUAUUACUUAUUUUAUUAUCUAUUUUAUUUUCUUUCGCAUUUUUUGUAACCAAAUAUGAAAAAUGUAAACUUCACAUUUUUCUUUCUUUUCAUAGUUUGAAUGUCAUGUAAAAUGCGCCAUUCUU